This is a messenger RNA of Pocillopora damicornis (cauliflower coral), 1858 nucleotides long. RefSeq names its product protein misato homolog 1. Gene Ontology annotation, cellular component: cytoplasm; mitochondrion. The record is from RefSeq and is a predicted model, not a curated record. Gene Ontology annotation, biological process: mitochondrion organization. Lineage: Eukaryota; Metazoa; Cnidaria; Anthozoa; Scleractinia; Pocilloporidae.
AUGGCGGGCAGUCUAACACGAGAGGUGAUAACUCUCCAAUUUGGUCAUUACUCCAACUUUGUCGGUACUCACUGGUGGAAUAUUCAAGAAUCUAGCUUCUGCUAUGACCCUAGUUCUUCAUUUCAACAAGAAAUUAACCACGAUGUGUUGUUUAGGGAAGGUUUAACUUUACACGGCGACCAAACUUACACUCCAAGGUUGUUGGUGUUCGAUUUGAAAGGAAGUCUAAAAAAUCUACCAAAAUAUGGAACUUUGUAUCAGACUCCAUCUGACGGCCACGAAACCUUGUGGGAAGGGGCAGUUUCUGUACAUGAAUCAGAACCAGAACCUAAAAAUGAAUUUCAAAUGGACUUGGAAGCGGUACUGGAGUCUGAGAACGAUCGCGAAACAGAAGUUUCUGUCGACAAUAGAACGCUUGAUCAGGAUCCUGUCGAUAAAAACCCAAGAGAAAAGUAUUAUGACCUGGAUAAAAAUGUCUCUGUGUGGUCAGACUUCUUAGGAACCUGCUUGCAUCCGAAAUCAAUUCAGCUUGUGCGGGAUUACCUGCAUGGUGGAAGCACUAGUCCAUUUGAUGUGUUUGGAUACGGACAGUCUGUAGCCAAAGAUGAACACUUUUAUGAUGAGUUUGAAAGCAAUCUUCAUUUCUUUGUCGAGGAAUGUGACAGUCUACAGGGAUUCCAGAUAUUCUCUGAUGUAUAUAAUGGUUUCGGUGGCAUAAGCAGCCAGCUACUUGAAGACCUAAGAGAUGAGUAUGGGAAUAAAUCAUUUCUUACAUUUGGAGUUACACCAACUGAAUUUCCCAAGGAAACACAUAAAGGUGCUGUUCAUAGAAUCCUGAAUUCAGCUCUGAGUUUUGGUCAGUUGGCAUUAAACAGUGAUCUGUUUGUACCUAUGUCACUUGCUCAAGAGGUGUGGCCACACCUGGGACAAGCCAGGGAUUUUCCUCUUUUAGAUUACAAGCCUGCUUUGUCAUACCACACCAGUGCUGUUUUGGGAGCAUGUGUGGACACAAUCACUAUGCCUUACCGGCUCCUCACACCUCAGGCAGUCAACAUGAACAGCUUUGUAAAUAGUGUGGCAUUUGGAGAGAGAAAGAUUGCCAGCCUCUCGUUGACUUUCCCUUUGCCCAUAAAAGAUGCUAUUCCUUUGUCGUCCCUUCUAGGCUCUACACUGAGUAGAAAUGGAACAGAAUUUUUGCAGUCAGUAACUCCUGGUAUUUCACAUUCUUCCUCUCUUAUAUCUCAGUCUGCAGUCAUAAGAGGCAUCCCGGCUUCUCUCACCCAUACACCUCAACAAAACAUCCAGUCCCAGAAUUCUGUGUUGCAUGAGAACCCAUUUGAAGUUUGCACAACUGCUAGUGAAAUGGUUCAAACAUUUCUGCAAAAUUUACACCCUCAGACUCAACCUGUGUGUUGGAAUGUCAAUCAAACUUUUAUGGUCAAGCCUCCUUUUCCAAAUAUUUUCGGCUCAAGAGUAACCAAUGAUGGACUCGUUGUUGAUGGAUAUACAAGAUCAGAGAGUGUACGAGUGAGUCAGACAAGUGUUCUUAGUCGUCUCGAGACAAAUUCUGGCAUCGCUAGUAUGCUUCUGUCAUUGAUUCAGUGGGCGAAAAGAGUAAAUAUCAGCAAGCAUUAUUUGUUUUUGGAAUCAGGUACUGAAGAAGAAACAUUUAAAGAAAUGCUUGAAGAUUUGACUAGUUUGUCUCAGCGUUACGUGAACCCGUGAUACAGUAAAAUAGAGAGUUCUUUAAAGAACAGAUUCACUUCGUUGUAAUAGCCUACGAAAAUUUCGUCUGAAAAUCCCAGGCAAUCUCUCAUCCCCUGGGUAAAAUACCAAAUAAAAGGAAGCGUUUCAGUUA